GCAAGGGACAAGCCCAUAAUUUAUCUAUAGCUUUAUCUGUAUAUCCGUCGGGCUUUAGGACAGCUCGACAGUAAACACCUGUUGGAGAACGCACCUGAGUACACACCUCCACACCUGGGGAAAACGCUCAGUGUCGUUACAGUGGCGUACGCCAGAAAUACUCACGCAUCCAUAUUAUACAUGAAUGGCGCAAUGUUUAAAUUCAUUACAUACCUGCAGGAUUCAGAGCUGGUAGCCAGAUUUCAAAGGAAAUGUGGCUUGUUUGCAGUCGAGGACGAGCAUCGGCGCGCUUGUGACAAAGCGCACUUGACCGAGGAUUACAGAAACCACGACACGACCAGCAACGCGGCGCUGCCUCGCAGUCGGCGUGGAAAUGGCCAUCUACAGGGACAGCUGAUUGGCGCAGAAGACCACAGCGGCAGCUCUAAUUACAAAGAUGAAAUGAAUGGAAACAAAGUGGAUGCUCCGUCUGGCCCUCAGUACCAGGUGAGGAAUGUGCUCCUGUACUACCUGUUCCUGGUGUCUGCAGGCCUGGGACAGGAAGUCUUCUACAUCUCCUUCCUGCCCUGCAUCCACUGGAACCUUGACCCCUUCCUGUGCCGCCGGCUGGUCAACAUGUGGACCGUGGUGAUGUACAUCGGCCAGGUGUUGAAGGAUAUGCUGAAGAUGCCACGGCCUCUGUCGCCCCCUGUGGUGAAGUUGGAGACGCGCGUGAAUGCGGAAUACGGAAUGCCUUCCACCCACGCCAUGGCAGCCACCGCCAUCUUCUUCACCUUCCUCUUCAGCGCCACCCACAGGUUCCAGUUCCAGUUUGAGUCGGGGCUGCUGUUGGCUGUGGUGCUGUCUGCCCUGGUGUGUCUCAGCCGUCUGUACACAGGCAUGCACUCUGCACUGGACGUUAUUGGGGGAGCCCUGAUUUCAGUGCUGCUGAUGCUGCUUACCUACCCAGCGUGGGACGCUUUCGACCGGCUGCAGCUAACGAGCCCACUCUCCCCCGUGGUGUCAGUGGUACUGCCCUUUCUCCUCAGCUACAGCUACCCCGAGCUGGACCAUUACAGCACCACGCGGGGGGACACCACCACCAUCCUGGGGGUGGGCGCCGGCUGCUCGGCCGGGUACUGGGUGAACGAGCAGCUCGGGGAGACCUUCGAGCCCCAGGGGGACUUCCCCAUCCCCCUCCCGCCGCUGACCUGGGGGGCACUGCUUUUGGGGGGGACGCGCUCCCUGAUGGGCGUGGCUCUGCUGCUGGGCACACGGCACGUGGUGAAGAGUGCCAGCUUGUGGGCACUGUGCUCCUGGCACCAGGCAUGUGCCGGCGAUGCCCGCACGCGCAGGCGCAGAGAGAUCGAGGUGCCCUACAAGUUCACCACCUACACGGUGGUGGGCCUGGUCAACACGGUCCUGCUCAACAAAGCCUUCCGGCUCCUGGGCCUGCUCUGAGACAGGCCUCCUGCCUGAACACUCAGCCAGAACUGCGCCUGAACACUAACCCAGAAAACUCGACUGUGCCUGAACACUCAGCCAGAAACACGACUGCGCCUGAACACUAACCCAGAAACACGACUGCGCCUGAACACUAACCCAGAAACACGACUGUGCCUGAACACUAACCCAGAAACACGACUGCGCCUGAACACUAACCCAGAAACACGACUGCGCCUGAACACUAACCCAGAAACACGACUGCGCCUGAACACUAACUCCAGAAACACUGCCUGAACACUGAGCCAGAUACACGACUGCACCUGAACACUAACCCUGAAACACGACUGCGCCUGAACACUAACCCAGAAACACGACUGCGCCUGAACACAUCCUGGGACUCCUCUGAGAAGCCUUCUGCCUGAACACUGAGCCAGAAACACGACUGCGUCUGACCCUUUCUAUCCAAUCAAAUCCCUGAUCCCUUCUGUCCAAUCAAAACCCUGACACCCUUCUGUCCAAUCACAACCCUGAUCCCUUCUGUCCAAUCAAAACCCUGACACUCUUCUGUCCAAUCACAACCCUGAUCCCUUCUGUCCAAUCAAAACCCCAACCCCUUCUGUCCAAUCAAAACUAUUUAUGCCAGUAAUGUUUUAUCGCUGCCUUUUGUAAAAUACUUUCGAGAUCUUCUCUGUAUUUCUGAUGAAAAGCGCUCUAAAUAAAAUGUAUUAUUAAAUAA
Anguilla rostrata (American eel) is the source of this 2161-nucleotide messenger RNA. It is a transcript of the gene sgpp2, whose product is annotated as sphingosine-1-phosphate phosphatase 2. The record is from RefSeq and is a predicted model, not a curated record. The coding region runs from base 181 to 1440 and encodes 419 amino acids. Gene Ontology annotation, molecular function: sphingosine-1-phosphate phosphatase activity. Gene Ontology annotation, biological process: sphingosine metabolic process. The transcript is spliced from 5 exons. Gene Ontology annotation, cellular component: endoplasmic reticulum membrane. Lineage: Eukaryota; Metazoa; Chordata; Actinopteri; Anguilliformes; Anguillidae.